UUGACUUUAAGUAUUUUUUCAAGACAAAACAAUUAAAAAUAAUCAAAUUUAAUCAGUCAAAUUUUUCUUAAUCCGAUUUUAAUUGGAGGUUUCCUUUUUUUUAACAAUUGUAUGAACAUUGAAAGUGAAAAAAUAUUUUUUUUAAUAAAAUGCAACUAAAAUGAAGGACUAAUUUAAUUAACAAUGUGUUAUUAUAAUUUUGCAAUCGUCAUGAUAGUGCAUUAAGUGUUUACCGUUGAAUUUAUAAUAUUGUUAAAUUAUUAUUAUGACUUUUUUUUGUUGAAAUUGAUGUAGUCAUAAGGUUAUCAAACGAAAUUCUAUAAUUAUAAUUAGUUGACGAGUUUUUUUUUAUAUUUAUGUAUAAAUUGAAAAGGAAUUAAAGUUUCAAUCAUGGAGAAUAAAAGUUCCCACAAUUUCAUAAGUUAUGUAGGUUUAGAAGAACAUGAAAUGGAGAAUCUUGGAUCAAGUCGUCGAAGUUCUUUAAAUGAGAAUAAUAUAAAAUUACUAAAUGGAGAAUCAAUUGCUGCAAGUGCAAAAAAUGUAUUAAUGUUUUCACCAGUUGGCGAUUUUAAAAAAGGCAUUUCUGGAGUUCUAGUUGUUACUAAUUUUAAAUUAACGUUCCUUACCACCGAACAUGCAAACGGAGAAGAUUCUGUGUAUCAACAAAAUAAUCUUUAUGGAUUUAUGGACACUUGCUUGUCAAAUAUAGACGAUAUUUAUUUAAUAACGGGUGAUAAAAAAAGGAGACUCAUUCCUAGAAAUAUUGUCUCUUCAAAAAUUAAAGGAAAAAUAUUUAUUGUUUGCAAGAAUUUUCGAACCUGGUCAUUUUCUUUUAAAUUCUCCUCUCCAGAUCAUGGGCAAAAAGUGGUAAACGCUCUUUUACAUCAUGCAUUCCCAAGCAGACAUCAACUUUUGUUUGCUUAUGAUUACAAAGUAAAGUAUUACUGUAGUGUCGAUAAAAGUGUUCGUUUCUAUCGAGACAAAUCUGAUUGGGAAAAUGAAUUGGAACGAGUUUUACAUAAAAGUAGUCAUUUAAAAAGAGGAUGGAGAUUGUCCACGGCCAAUGAACAAUUUCAAUUGUCAUCUAGUUUACCAGAAUAUAUAAUAGUACCUGCGUCCGUAACAGAUAGUCAACUAACAAAUGCAGCUCAUCAUUUUCAAGACAACCGUCCACCCGUUUGGUCAUGGUCAAAUGAUCGAGGCGCUGCUUUAGUGAAAAUGGCAGAAUUAUCGCCAACAAUCACUGAAAGAAUGCAGGAAAAUAUUAUGCUUGAGAAUAUACGAAAAAGCCAUCCACGUACAAUACAACCAAUUGUCAUUGAACUCAAUAAGGAAAUCAAUGUUAAAUUCAUUGCAAAUAGUUUUUCAAAAUUUGUCGGAUUGUGUUCACCAGAAAACAUCAGGCAAUUCUGGAUUCAGGAUAAUAGUUUUUAUUCGCUUCUAGAAACCACAAAGUGGCUUAAGUACGUUUCGUACUGUUUACAAAAGGCUGUAGAAACUAGUGAUCAUUUAAACGAGGGAGAAUCGGUUAUUUUACAAGAGGCUAGUGGUCGAGAUGUUUGCUGUAUUGUUUCGAGUUUAGCGCAAUUAUUAUUAGAUCCAUUCUUCAGAACCAUAAAUGGUUUUCAGUCUCUUAUACAAAAAGAAUGGAUUGCAGCUGGACAUCCAUUUUGCGAUAGAUUGGGUUAUAUAAUCAAUGAAGAUUCAGAAAAGUCACCCUUGUUUCUUCUUUUCUUGGACUGUGUUUGGCAAUUAUGUCAACAAUUUCCCACGGAAUUUGAAUUUACGGAGACGUAUUUAACAUCACUAUGGGACACCGCACACGUUCCUAUUUUCGAUACUUUUCUGUUCAAUUGCGAAAGAGAUCGAAUUCGUGCAGCUCAAGAUCGAAGCUUCCCUGUGAUUUUACGAAGUGUUUGGGAUUGGCGUGAGCAAUUCAGUGAUCAGGAUAUUCUACUCUUUUGUAAUCCUCUAUUUAAAUAUGAUGGCACAAAAAGGGAAAAUGGCAAAACGAAUAUUAAACCACAUUAUAGUAUUCCAAGUUUAGAACUUUGGUCGCAAUGUUAUUUUCGAUGGAUACCACCAUUGGAAAUUCACAAUGGUGGGAGAAAUCAUGUGGAACUUCAUGCGCGAUUAGUUCAAAAUGAUAUUGCACAAUUGAAAAUUAAUGCCAAUGGCAAUUGUGAAUCUCCAGUUGAAAAAAUAACGUCCUACAUUGUACACAUGAAUAUCGACAGCUUUUAUCCAUUUAGUAAUCGAACUUCUGGAAAUACUGUGAGUACACCAAUAAUGAAUAAUUCGUUACUUAUGAAUGAGAAUUUAUUAGACGCCCAAAGUCUAUUGACAGCCUCCGAUUAAAAUUCAAUUCUCUAUUCAUUGGAGAAAAAUAAUUUAAUAACAAAAUGUGCAAGUUUCUUUUUUUUAGUUGAGAUUUUUCGGUAUUUUUUUUCACCGAUAAUUCUUAAUAAAUGUAGAUUACUUUUUUUUUAUAGUCAAUUUUAUAAGUAUAAUAAUAACCAAAUAUCGAUUUAUUCCAUUUUAAGAA
Molecule: messenger RNA, 2545 nt
Organism: Leptopilina boulardi
Lineage: Eukaryota; Metazoa; Arthropoda; Insecta; Hymenoptera; Figitidae
Product: myotubularin-related protein 12
Exons: 10
Coding region: 391-2358 (655 amino acids)
Source: RefSeq, a predicted model, not a curated record